This is a messenger RNA of Ochlerotatus camptorhynchus, 993 nucleotides long. RefSeq lists its product as uncharacterized. The record is from RefSeq and is a predicted model, not a curated record. The transcript is spliced from 4 exons. Bases 1 to 780 code for a protein of 259 amino acids. NCBI's taxonomy places the organism in Eukaryota, Metazoa, Arthropoda, Insecta, Diptera, Culicidae.
AUGAUUGAAAAGGAACGAAAGCGUCGAGAACAUAGAAAAUGUAGACAAGAAAACUGUGAUGUUGAAGAAAAACGCAAGCAAAAACUAAAUGUUGCCCUUGAACACAUACAAACACGCAUACAUCUGAUAUCUGAAAUACCCUUCCGCUAUACUGAUCCUCAUUUUUACUUCCAUUAUUCAGUUUCUGUAUCUGCAGGUCCCUCAACACCUAGCGGCCCGGGUGGUGGUGAAGCGACGGUAAUCCAUAGUGAAGUGAUAGUAACAGGAACUCAUCAGCAGCAACCACAACCGCCAAUAGACGAUCAGCCCUGUGAUCUGAGAUUACUGACACCUAAUUAUCUGCGCGAAUUUGCUGCCGAAUCAUCGGCACAGCAACGAGAUUUGAUUGCGGCAGCGGCUGCUGCAGCUGCAGCAGUAGCCAAUGCUGGCGGUACUAGCAGUAGUCCCCUGCCUGUACCCAUUUUCAAAGUUGAUCGUGACGAGGCUGCUGAAUCCUCUUAUGACGGUGACUCGUUGGUUACUGCAAUGUACAAUGUGAAUAGCCGAGAUGAUACAUCGAUAUCACUUGUGAUAGGAUGCCCUGAUGCCGCUGGUUUCUUCCAUUGUCCGAAUGGUACCUGUGAUCGAAAAUACAAAAUAAAAUAUUCUUUGAUUCGCCACCUACGCAAUGAGUGCAUUGAUAAUCGACGUUUUCCGUGUCCAUUUUGUAAAAAAAAGUUUUCAUAUUCUUUCAUAUUGAAUAGGCACAUCCUGAAGGUACAUAAGACCUUGCAUUGUUAGUAUAAAAGUGAAUCUGUGAAGACAUCGUGUCCCUUUACAUUCCAAAUAGUUUGCUUCCCUACCAUUGAUCCAAAUAUUCAGAUAUUUUGUUUAGCAGCUACCCUAGAUUGACAAAGCCAAAUUUAUAGGUUCUAUCUGUCUACCUUUAGAUUUGUGUAAGAAAUAAAUGAAUAUAUGGAUACUACAUUCAUAUAGAAGAUCAUCGAAUAUGAA